UGACGUUCCACACCAACACAAACUAAAAGACUGAGUAGGGAUGCGAUAUCGCAGGUUAGGAAGUUUUAUGUAUUUCCUGCGGGAUUGGCUAGAAUGUUUAUUAUGCAGUGCCAUCUAAUGGUGAUUCAUUUAUAACCAAUAAGUAAACGUUCUUUGCAACGUUUUUUGUAAUACAAACUUUAAAAACUUAACAAUGAAUCGAACUUGUGUGGUUUGCAAAGCGAUUGACGCUAAUUACAAAUGCCCAAAUUGCUUAGUUCAUUACUGUUCUGUAUCAUGCUGCAAUCAACACAAAAUGGAUAAAUGUGUGAAAGUGGUCAAGAAAAUAGAAUCAUCAGAUUGUCUUAAAUCUCAAGAGUCUCAAGAUCUUCAAGAAAAUAAAUCUCAUUCUACUGACAAUGGGUUAUAUCCUACGAAAGAUACAAUUGAAUUAAGUAAACUACAUUAUUUAAACAGCAGUGAUAAAUUAAAAGACAUUUUAUCAAACAAACAUUUGAGGACCUUACUGGAAAGUGUAAAUGAUGCAGAAAAUGCUGAAGUGGCAAUGGCUAGUGCAAUGCAAGAACCUAUUUUUGUUGAAUUUGCUAAUGCUUGUUUAGCAGCUUUAGAACAGUAAUACUAAGCUAGCAUUCAAAUAUAAGUUUUGAGUUUCAAAUAAAUAUGUUUUUGAUGAUUAGUUUGCAUGUACAUUGAUAAGUUUGACAAGCGGAUGUAUUGAAGAUAAAAUAUUUUGUUUGAUGGUUUGCAGUCAAGUUUAUAUUCUCUUUGGAUCAGUGUACAUUAACUGUUGACCAAGUUGAGAAGAAUAAGAAAGAAAGUAAAAUAAAAUUAAGUUGUCUCCAA
This is a messenger RNA of Dalotia coriaria, 843 nucleotides long. Its product is annotated as zinc finger HIT domain-containing protein 3. The record is from RefSeq and is a predicted model, not a curated record. The transcript has 2 exons. Gene Ontology annotation, molecular function: protein binding. Bases 194 to 616 code for a protein of 140 amino acids. NCBI's taxonomy places the organism in Eukaryota, Metazoa, Arthropoda, Insecta, Coleoptera, Staphylinidae.